This is a messenger RNA of Cuscuta campestris, 1655 nucleotides long. NCBI's taxonomy places the organism in Eukaryota, Viridiplantae, Streptophyta, Magnoliopsida, Solanales, Convolvulaceae. The record is from the annotation of a GenBank genome assembly.
GUGGCCAAGAAAGAACUCAAGACUUCAUUUAACUUUCUUACCUAUCAUCAAAAUAUCCCAGAAAUGCCCAUGGCCCUCCAGGCUGCUACCCUUCUUCCUUCCACUUUUUUCAUUCCCAGAGAGGGGAAAGCCAUGGCUGCAACACUGAAGGAUUCAACCCUGUUUGGGGUUUCACUGUUUGACCACUCCAAAUCCGAUUCCAGAUUCUCAUCACUCAAAAUCAAGGGAGAAAGAAAAUUGUGGAAUGGGGUUGUGAGAGCUAAGACAAUGGUGGCGGAUCCCGGGGUUACCAGCGGCCAAGUCUCCGGCAAGAAAACGCUGAGAAAGGGGACGGUGGUGAUCACGGGCGCGUCUUCCGGCCUGGGGCUCACCACCGCCAAGGCUCUGGCGGAGACCGGGAAAUGGCACGUGGUAAUGGCCUGCAGAAACUUCUUGAAGGCGGAGAGAGCGGCGAAAUCGGUGGGGAUGAGGAGGGAGGAUUUCUCCAUAAUGCAUUUGGAUCUCGCCUCCCUUGACAGCGUCCGGCAAUUCGCGGAGAACUUCCGGCGGUCCGGCCGCCCCCUUGAUGUUCUCGUCUGUAAUGCGGCGGUUUACUUGCCGACGGCCAAAGAACCCACCUUUACGGCGGAGGGGUUUGAGCUGAGUGUGGGGACUAACCAUUUGGGACACUUUCUGCUUUCAAGAUUGCUCUUUGAUCACUUGAAACAGUCCGAUUACCCUUCCAAAAGGCUCAUAAUUGUUGGCUCAAUCACAGGAAAUACAAACACAUUGGCCGGAAAUGUCCCUCCUAAGGCGAACUUAGGGGACCUGAGGGGUCUCGCCGGAGGGCUAAACGGACUGAACAGCUCGGCGAUGAUCGACGGAGGGGCAUUCGAUGGGGCAAAAGCCUACAAGGACAGCAAAGUGUGCAACAUGCUGACAAUGCAAGAGUUCCACCGGAGGUACCAUCAGGACACCGGGAUCACCUUCGCCUCCCUCUACCCAGGGUGCAUCGCCACCACGGGGCUGUUCAGGGAACACAUCCCGCUCUUCCGGGCCCUCUUCCCGGCCUUCCAGAAGUACGUCACCAAAGGGUAUGUGUCCGAGGAGGAGGCCGGGAAGAGGCUGGCUCAGGUCGUGAGCGACCUGAGCUUGACCAAGUCCGGGGUGUAUUGGAGCUGGAACAAGAACUCCGCUUCUUUCGAGAACCAGCUGUCUCAGGAAGCCAGUGAUGCCGACAAGGCCCGCAAAAUGUGGGAACUCAGCGAGAAACUCGUCGGCCUGGCGGCUUGAUCGACUGCAGCAGCCAUUCUCCCAUUCCUUCGCCUGUUUCUUGGCUUGUCUUGCCCUGUUCUUGUCAAUUCUUAACUGGCUAAACAAAACAAGAAAUAAUGUUCUUUUUUUUAAUUUGCAUUUGUAGAACUCAAGAGUUUUCAAAUGAAAUCACUCGUCUUGCAGGUUCAAUGUUUCAAUUUUGAAGAAAAAAGAUGUGGUUCUAGUAUUGAGAUGUAAAAGUGACAUGCAUUGAAAAUUUGAAAGGUUCUUAAGUACUAGGUAAACUUGUUUAUGUGACUAUUGAUAUUUCAGGGACAUUGUUUAGUUGGCCAAUAGGAGUGUAAAAAGGCAUAACGAUCGAAUUUGAUUUCUCACAAUGGCAAUGAAUGACCACCAACAAU